AUGACUCAUCUCAUAAUAUCCUUAAAUCGCCUGUGUGCUGUCUGGGCGCCCCGUCGAUAUCCGAAUUGGUUCAGUGAAAAGAAUACUAAACUCUUGAUUGUCUGGGUAUGGUCUUUCACUGGCUCUGUCGCAGUUUUGUUUUAUGAGAUCUCCUGUAACUUCUACUAUGAAGAAAAAAUCCGAUUCUUGACAUUCACCAAUUCUCAACUCUGUGGAUACAUUGGUUGGUACGGUGACUUCCUCAAAAACUCAUUUAUCGUAGCCGUCAUUAUGUUUCUCGACUUGUUGACAGUAAUUAAAGUUAGAAAAAUGUCGAAAAAGGUUGUCGCUAAUAUCAGUGAGCAAGCGCAGACUAGACUCUCGUGUCGAGAAAUGAGAUUUCUGAAACAGACAGUGACUCAGGGAACGGUCUUUAUGUUGGAAUUGUUGUCUUAUUUCUUCAUUCCACAGUAUUUUGAGAACAAGUAG
Messenger RNA from Caenorhabditis remanei, 468 nucleotides. RefSeq lists its product as uncharacterized. The transcript has 3 exons. The record is from RefSeq and is a predicted model, not a curated record. Gene Ontology annotation, cellular component: membrane. Lineage: Eukaryota; Metazoa; Nematoda; Chromadorea; Rhabditida; Rhabditidae. The coding region runs from base 1 to 468 and encodes 155 amino acids.